Molecule: messenger RNA, 11806 nt
Organism: Gallus gallus (chicken)
Lineage: Eukaryota; Metazoa; Chordata; Aves; Galliformes; Phasianidae
Gene: WDR33
Product: WD repeat domain 33
Exons: 23
Coding region: 7447-11394 (1315 amino acids)
Cellular component (GO): mRNA cleavage and polyadenylation specificity factor complex
Molecular function (GO): protein binding
Source: RefSeq, a predicted model, not a curated record
AAGGCAGGUGAUAGGAGGAAGGAGAGAAGGGCCAAGGGAUUUCAGGCCUGGGGAGGUGGUGGUUUUCAGAAGUGCAUCUCUGUGGUGACAGGCCCUGCUGCUGGGCUGCCCCUGUCUGCUCCUACUAGGGAGCCUGGCUGUUGUGUAACAGGAGAGAUCUUACUCUGCAACCCUUGCACUUCAGAAGUCUCUGCUGAGAACUGCUGCAUGUGGAUUUGCAUUUUCUUUGCUGAAAAAUGUGUUGGUAGAGAACAGAAAUGUAUACGCUUUUCUUGAACACUCCUGAAUAGUAAAAUGCAAAGGCUACUUAUUAGAGAAGUUGAAAUGUGGUUGUGGAGCUGAAUAUGUCUAAUUGUGUACAGACUGCAGUCGUAUGUCUUUGCAUUCAUAAUGAAAGGCCACAGAAGUUAUUCCUGGAAGAGAUGGCCAUAUACUCUUAGUUAAAAAAGCAAGUGCAUUUCUAAUUCAUGUGUGGUAACACUGCUCUGAUUUCUGAACUUAGUGCUGAGUAAAAAUGAAGCAGUGCUGUUCUGUUAGUGAUUAUCAUGUAACCUUGUGAACCAGGCCUGGCUGGUCUGGUGCUGAGUUAGCAACAUGAGGUGUCUCAAGAAAGGUAGAAAUCAAUCGUUGUGCAGAGUUGACUUUUCCAGUGCAGCUAGGAUCUUAAAUUCAUCUCUGGAGAUAAUGUUCUCAUUUUCUUCCUUUGAGAAACAGUGAGUGUGGAAAAUCAGUGACCUAAGAGACGGAGAUGCUUUAGUCUGCAUGAAAGGGUCAUAUAAUCCCAAAAAUGCAGAUAUAUAGAGAGAAUCUAUUUUAAGAGUAGAAUGUCUUAAAAAUGAAUUAGUUUUGGAGGGAAUGAGUUGUGCGAGCGUGUGGCAUCUCUUUCAUCAGUACAGAAAGUGCUCUGGUAUUUAAUGUUCAUUUAUACAGGAGGAUCUCUACUCUGGCUGUUUUGAAACAGACAUUUCAAACAAAACUUGCAGAACUGCUCAAGGAAUAUGAUGCAGGUUUUAAAACACAGAACAUAUAAAUUGUAAGAUAAUUGUGAUUUUUUUUUCUACUGCAGAGUUAUUCCUCAGAAGGCAACUUCUCGCACAAAUAGCAGCAAGCAGGGCUUACCUGUUGGUUUUCUACAGCAAACUGAGGCAAAAGCUGAAUUUUGAUGUAUGCUUAACUUAUUCUAUAUCUGCUUUAGUGAAGAUUCAUAGAAGGCCUGGGUUGAAAAGGACCACAGUGCUCAUCCAGUUCCAACCCCCUGCUAUGUGCAGGGUCACCAACCACCAGCCCAGGCUGCCCAGAGCCACAUCCAGACAUUUCACACAUCCUCUGGCUCACAAAGCUGCACUGCACAGAGCCUCUGCUCCUGCCUGUGACUUGACUAGGCUGCAGUUGGGUGUUUUAACGUUCAAACCCAUUCCCCAGCCACAGUUAAAUAAGUGUUUUUAAGCCUUCUUACUGUUCUUCACAUGGUCUCAAAUGAUAGCUCUGCUUUGCUUCCUCCUGCUGCUCCUUUUGGACUUCAGUUUCUUAGUGGUGGAAAUGUAGUAGCUAUUCUUUUGUCUCUAUUUAGCUGAGAAACUGGUGUGGCAAGCAGUGCUACUUUGUCAGAAGGAGAAGAGAUGGUUCCUUAGGUUUUGUGGGUAGAUUUUUGCAACACUUUUUCUUUGCUUUCAACAUUUGUUUUCAUAUAAAAGCUGUAGAAGUUACAGAUAAGUGUGCCUUGACUUAGUAGGGAGAGGCUGUGAGAGGCCAAUCCUCCUUGCAAGUUACACUUUACUCAUUUCCAAGUCUUACUGAAACCGCUUUGAUGUUUUCAACAUUGUGAAGGACUCUGAUACUCUACUUUAAGCCAUUAAAUAUGCACGUUUCUGUUUCCUAUUGCAAACAGUAUCAAGCUGGUAUUAGGCUGUAUGUAUCAGAAUCUGAGCAGAUAGUUUUUGAAUCAGAGCCCAGUUGCUGUGUGUCCCUAGUUCAGUUUCACCCUGUAAACUGGAGACCUUCUGGUCCUUCUUCCUUCCACUGAUCAUAAAGUUCUCCAGCCUUGUGAUAGGAUUUCCGUGGCAUUAUUUCCCAUUCUCUGCUGUUUGUUUGUUUGUUUUUAAUCAAGGACUUGAGCCUAUUAUUAAGUUGUCUCUUGUCAGGAGCAGAGCAUGCACAGAUGGAAGCAAAAUGGCGGAUUCUUGCUUAUGAUGCCUACAUUGUAAUUUCCCUCACGAAUCCAGCAAGCUUCCAGUCCAGUCUUCUGUGAGAUGAGAAGGAAAGAUAAUAACCUGGUGGUUUGGGAGAUGCCAUACCUGAACUAGUAGGUUCAGGUACCCUUAGGUCAAGAGGCACCUUGAUACAUGGGAGGAAAGGGUCAGCAGAGCCUUAGGAGGUUGAGCAAGGAGACAGGGUGUGCUGCCUGCCAUAGCCACAGCCUUAACGAGGGGGACCUGAAAGUGACAGUGAGUGCCAAUUGAAUGUGUACCAACAGCGUGCUCCUGUUACAACACAUGUUGCUUAUAAUAUUCCUGUUACAAAUAAUAUGUAAAGAACUGCAUGUUGUGUAGAAUUGCAGGGAAUGAUCCAAGCAGAUGCAGCUGGAUUUUUUUCUUUGCUUCUUGUUAGGCUUAGUGUUGAUACAGCAAGACCUGGUAUGGUGCCUUGAUAUUUAAGGCUAGCAAGCACAAGAGGGCUUUUUCACUUGUAAAUCCUUUCAUUUUCUGUUCUUACUGUUUAUUAUCCUGUGUUCUGUGAUUUAAAAGUCAGAUUUUGUUUCCUGACAGGAUGAUAGCUUCAAAUUGUGGCCUUAGGUAUUCAGCAUGAGAAAAAAUGGGGCAGUAUUUCAGUUGGUUGUGGUGCUGUUGUAUUGGUGACUCACAGGAGGAAAGUCUGGGUUGUAAGAUAAAUGCAGCUCUUGUCAGAUGCCAAGCAGGAGUCAGGACAAAGGAAUUAAUUAGUAGCUCAGAGAGGAAAAAUAUUGUCUUACUGUUAAAUAGUGGUUAAAAUACUGGAAGUAUACAAAACUAUCAAAGUAGCAGCAUGGGAAUAUAGCAGCACACCAAAUCUCAUGCAUCUCAUAGCCAGGCUGUAGUGCACCAUGGAAAACGUUGAAGGUGCCCAGAACCUGCAGUGUGAGGUCCCUUCUGUGGGGUGCAGGAAGGGAGGUGCUGUGGGACUCCUUACCUGUCAAAACAGUUUUCUCUAUUGUGGCCAAGGUGGUGAAGCAGGAUGUAUCCCUGAGUCCUGUGAACUGAAGUAUUUUGGUUUUUAAAGAUGUAUGUAUUCAAACACUGCUGUAUGUGUGUCUGUUUUUGGAAUGAAUCGGAUUUGUUUUGAGCAUAAAAUGAGCUGAAAUGAAGGGGGGGGGGGGGACGGACGACACUUAGCAGUGUAGUAACAAAACAAAACCAAAAUGUUUCAAGCCUCUCCAAAUAGGAAGAGGUGGUUGUGCCCUUUGGACAGAGUACUUCAUUUUGGUAUGACCAAUGAUUACUUCAUCAAAUUCUCUAUUUUUUUGUGAAGAGUAGGAGAUGUGUUUUUAUUUUGUGUGUCCUGUUGGGGUUCAGAAAGCUGCCAUAUGCCUCCCUCUCACUUAACUUGUGCAGAAUUUAAACCCCAUGUUAGGGAAGUUCUUUUCACAAACGAAAUAAAAUAGUGAACGAAUGCUGGUGUGUAUUAGGAAUACACUUAAAGGUGGUAGAGCCCUGGAGAACUCUUGGGAAAACAUUGCUUAAAAAGGGUAUUGUAUAACGAGGUGAGUAUUUUUGUCUUUAGUUUUGUGAUUUGUAUUUUAAAGGCCUGUGGUAAUUAAAGAGUCUGUUCUCCAGCAAAAGAAGGGUCAUACUGCUCUUAGACACCAGCUGGGCACAGACCUGUGAACUCAUAUAUCACAGUCAUGAGAUGAUUUGUGUUGGAAAGGUCCUUAAAGCCCUUCAGUUUCCAGCCCCUGCCAUGGGCAGGAACGCCUUCUACCAGGCCAGGCUGCUCAGGUCCCCAUCCAGCCUGGCAGGAACAGGACAGGGCAGUAGUUUAUCACUGCACUCCCUGACAAAGAAUCUCUUCUCACCAUUCCUGAAACCUCAGUACCUAAAGUACUGAAAGGCUGCUACAAGGUCUCCCCAAAGCCUUCUUUUUCUAAGCCCAGCUCUCAGCCUGUCUCCAUAGAAGGAGUGCUGCAGUCCUGGCUGCCUGUGGACUUUCCAGCAGUUGGGGGCAUGAGUUGAGUGCAGCCCUGUAGGUGGGGCCUCAUGACAGCAGAAUAGAGGGGGGCAAUCACCUCCCAUGCCUGCUGGCCUCAAUGCUUUUGAUGCGGCCCAGGACUCUGUUUGGCAUUUUGGGCUACAGAUGCAUAUUGCUAGCUUACAUUCAUGUAUUUGUCCACCAACACCUCCAUGUCUUUCUCCUCAGGGCUGCUCUCCAUCCAGCCUGUAUUUGUGUUUGGGAUUGUCCUGAUCCCAGGGCAGCACCUUUCACCUGGCCUUGUCGGGCUUGUGGGGGCCCCUGGGGGCUGUGCAGGUUGCUCUGGCUGGCAGCCCUUCCCUCCAGUGUGCUGAUGGCACCGCUCAGCUUGCUUCCUGAGCUCCAGCUUUUUCUCUUGCUGGAGCAGUUUUGUCUGUCUGAAGUCUGUGAUCUAUAAAAACCCUGUUAGCAAGUGAUAAAAAGUGCUGACAGAAUUGAGAUUCCCCAGUUCCUCAAACGCAAGUAAAUAGGAAAUUGAUCGAUCCCUUGAACUACUCUGUGUUUCAAAUUAGUACAGUCCUUGCAAGAUCUGUAAAUUAGCAUUCUUUUUUUCUUUUUUGUAUUUUUCCUCUGUUUUCACAGUGGAAUUUCCUUCUGCACUAUGAAAGGAGAAUGUUUGGCUGUGUCUUUCCUUCUUCUGUGAAGUUUGAUGGCACUGUAUUAUACUUGGUCUGAUUUUUUUUUUGUCUGAAGUGUUCAUUUAGAUGUGCUUACAGAGUUCUUAAUCCAGAAGUGAAAUGCAGAGGAUGUUUUAUCAGAGAUGGCUAUUUGGCAUGGGGUUUUUGCAGUCAGAAAAACAUUACUGAAAAGAAAUAAAGCAGUAUCUAUGCCAUGUACAUGUAACAGUUGUGCUUGUCUCAUGGAAGGAAAUAGGUGUUGCUGAUGCAUUGAGCAAUAGCCUCGUUAUGCUGACUUUGCACUGUUGUUCUUGUCUUGUACUUUCUGCCUGGGACAGCUGACGCAGCUCUUCUGUUAGUGAUGUUUCCACUGAAUCUCCUGAUCCAUAUUUCAGACUCCAGUGUGCUGUUGCAAUGCAAUGUUGAUCUUCACUGCUUGUUAUACAGGGAGAAAGUUUGCUUUAAAACUUUCUAAUGCAGACCUAAAGAAACAGAACUCAGAUUCAUUCAGGAAAUGUUCAGUACUUGUUUUCCUUUGUCUCUGAGCCAUUUCAGCAAAUAGUCUUUCAAGCUGCAGCAUGUUGUAGUGGGCAGGAGGGCAGCAGAAGCUUUGGCUACCUUCUUCCCAAGACUGCAGUCGGCUUUCUUAGCAGCUGACUCCUCUUCAACCUGGUGUCUGCCAGGACUCCAGGCCCGUUUCUGCAGUGCUGCUUCCCAGCUGGGUGCCCCAGCAUGUCCUGGUGCUGGGCAUGUUUCUCAGUGCAGGGCUCUGUGCUUCUGCCUGUUGGGCUCAGCUCCCUCUGCACAGUCAGCCACGCUCUGCCUCGCAGUCCAGGUUGUUAAGGAAGAUGUUAAACAACCUGCAUUUGGUGUUGGAAAAUCCUGCUCUUGGUUCUGAUGCUGUGUGCUCCUUCUAGUCAAAAAGAGCACCUCCCCUACAAAAACAGGCUGAGAGAGCUGGGGCUGUUCAGCUUGGUGAGCAGAAGGCUCCUGGAGGACCUUACAGUGGCCUUCCAGUACCUGCAGGGGGCCUACAGGAAAGCUGGGGAGGGACUUUUUGUAAGGGCAGGUAGUGACAGGAUAAGGAGAAAUGGCUUUAAACUGGAAGAGGGUCGAUUUAGACUAGAUAUUAGAAAGGAAUUCUUUCCUAUGAGGGUGGUGAGACAUGGAACAGGUUGCCCAGUGAGGCUGUGGAUGUCCCCUCCCUGGGAGCACUGCAGGCCAGGCUGGAUGGGGCUGUGAGCAACCUGGGCUGGAGGGAGGUGUCCCUGCCUAUAGCAGGGGGUUGGAACCAGGUGGUCUUAGAGGUCCCCUCCUACCCAAACCAUUCUAUGAUUCCAUGUUAGGGGAAAAAAAAAAUUGAGUCUUCCAUCUAAACACCUGUUGAUGGACUCUGAAACACACCCAGGUGUGAUUAGUUUGCUUAAAAUGGGAAAUAGAAUGUUACUACUCCAGAUUGCACUUCUAAUAACCUUUUUUUCUACUUGGUCAUUCUCUCAGUACAGCAGGAAGUUGAGAUUUCCAAAGUCCAACCAUUUUUGAGCUGAUACAAUAGAGGUAAAGGAGAGCCUGCUGAGACUUUUGUUUGUCCUAGCAUAAGACAAAGUAAGAGUCUCACAACUUAAUAUUGAACUGGGAUAUUUGUCUGACUGGAGUAGCAGUUCUUGGCGAUGAAUGUUAGUUUCAUCUGAUAACUGAAUAUGUACCAGAAAGACUCCUUGUUUCUAAAACUUUGGAAACUUCACUGGUAGCGCGUAUAUAUACACAUACACACAUACAGAUAGGAGGAAGGCAAAGGUUACUGGGGUAUAAAGGUAUUACAUGGAUAAAAGCGUGAUAUUCAGGAUGCUGUAGGAACAUGAGUAUGAGCAGCUGGAUUAAACCUUUCUGUAUGUACACAGGCUGGAGAAAAGAGCUAAAAGCAUAACAGGAACAUAAAGCCUUUGUUUUCUUCAUCCUGUAUUGUCUCCCUUAUUUUGUACCGUAUUGUCCCAGUGUGAACUCAGUGAGAAGGUCUGUGGUUGUGAGGAGGUGUUGUUAACAUACACGUCUUUGGUACUGUUUUUAAACUUUCCACUGAUCUUUGGGUGUUUACACUGAUGUAAGCUGGUGGGUUUCUGCGUGGGGUAGUGUUGGGGAUGUCCCAUCUAAACCAGCUCAUGUAGCUAACAGUUUGUCUGCAUUUGAAGUUGCAGUUAUUUCUUGGAGAGUAGAUCUGUUUUGCUGAAGGAUCAACUUGUUGCUUUGGAGUUUUUCCCCAAAAAGGCACUUUUAUGUCAUGUUUCCUUGUAAAUGGCUUAUCACAGUGUUCUUGGAAGCCCCGGCAUGUGUGUUUAUCAGCGUUCUUCCUUGUUGAAAUUCAUUUCUGUAUUACCUACAGGGGAAUAUGGAUACUAUAUUGACUUGAAAAUGUACUUUUUUUUUCCUCCCAAUUAAAGUUACCGUUUAGACAUGAUAGAUUACAGCUGCAUGUUUUUUUUUUUUCUGGCUUUCUUUUCCUGAGAGUUGUAAGGGACUCUGGGAUAAUGUCAGGGUACUCAUCAUGCUCCCUGUGUGAGGAAGUUCUGCCACCAUUUUCUUGGUCCAGCAUUUCAGAAACGAGAUAGCCAUGGCCACAGAAAUCGGCUCCCCGCCCCGAUUCUUCCACAUGCCCAGAUUCCAGCACCAGGCGCCUCGGCAGCUCUUCUACAAAAGACCUGAUUUUGCACAGCAGCAAGCAAUGCAACAGCUUACUUUCGAUGGAAAACGUAUGAGAAAAGCUGUGAACCGAAAGACUAUUGAUUACAAUCCCUCUGUCAUUAAAUAUUUGGAGAAUAGAGUAUGGCAAAGAGACCAGAGAGAUAUGCGAGCAAUCCAGCCUGAUGCAGGUUAUUAUAAUGAUUUGGUCCCUCCUAUAGGAAUGCUGAACAACCCUAUGAAUGCUGUAACAACAAAAUUUGUUCGGACUUCUACUAAUAAAGUAAAGUGCCCAGUAUUUGUUGUCAGGUGGACUCCUGAGGGGAGACGCUUGGUUACUGGUGCAUCUAGUGGAGAAUUCACUUUGUGGAAUGGACUGACUUUCAAUUUUGAAACAAUAUUACAGGCUCACGACAGCCCGGUAAGGGCUAUGACUUGGUCACACAAUGAUAUGUGGAUGCUGACAGCAGACCACGGGGGAUAUGUGAAAUACUGGCAGUCCAACAUGAACAACGUCAAGAUGUUCCAGGCACAUAAGGAGGCGAUUAGAGAGGCCAGUUUCUCACCCACGGAUAAUAAAUUUGCUACAUGCUCUGACGACGGCACUGUUAGAAUCUGGGACUUUCUACGUUGCCAUGAGGAGAGAAUUCUUCGAGGACAUGGAGCAGAUGUGAAAUGUGUUGACUGGCAUCCAACAAAGGGCUUAGUUGUAUCAGGAAGUAAAGACAGCCAGCAGCCGAUCAAGUUCUGGGAUCCAAAAACUGGCCAGAGCCUUGCCACGCUACAUGCUCAUAAAAACACAGUGAUGGAGGUGAAGCUGAAUCUGAAUGGCAACUGGCUGCUAACAGCUUCUCGUGACCAUCUCUGUAAGCUCUUUGACAUUCGUAAUCUGAAAGAGGAACUUCAGGUCUUCAGGGGUCAUAAGAAAGAGGCCACAGCCGUGGCCUGGCAUCCGGUUCAUGAAGGGCUGUUUGCCAGUGGAGGGUCUGAUGGCUCUUUGUUAUUCUGGCAUGUUGGGGUUGAGAAGGAGGUUGGUGGAAUGGAAAUGGCCCAUGAAGGAAUGAUCUGGAGUCUGGCGUGGCAUCCCCUCGGACACAUUCUCUGUUCAGGCUCAAAUGAUCACACCAGUAAGUUUUGGACUCGAAAUCGGCCUGGAGAUAAGAUGCGAGAUCGUUACAACUUGAAUCUGCUGCCUGGGAUGUCAGAGGAUGGUGUGGAAUAUGCUCCAGGAGAUGAUUUGGAACCCAACAGCCUAGCAGUUAUCCCUGGGAUGGGAAUACCUGAACAGUUGAAAAUAGCCAUGGAGCAAGAGCAGAUGGGGAAAGAUGAGUCCAAUGACAUUGAAAUGACCAUCCCAGGACUAGACUGGGGAAUGGAGGAAGUAAUGCAAAAGGACCAAAAGAAAGUGCCACAGAAAAAAGUGCCCUAUGCAAAACCAAUACCAGCACAGUUUCAGCAGGCAUGGAUGCAGAAUAAAGUUCCUUUGCCUCCCCCACCUGAGCCAUUGAUUGAUAGGAAGGAAGAUAUUAAGCUGGAGGAGAAAAAGAAGACGCAGGCAGAGAUUGAACAGGAAAUGGCAGCACUUCAGUACACAAACCCACAACUCCUGGAGCAACUGAAGAUUGAGAGACUUGCACAAAAACAAGCUGAGCAAGUGCAGCCGCCUCCAGGAGGCUCUCUUCACGGACCCCAGCCUUUUCCAGGGCAAGGCCCAAUGUCACAGAUGCCUCAAGGGUUUCAGCAGCCCCUUCCACCUCAGCAGAUACCAAUGAAUAUGCCUCAGAUGGGACCUCCUGGUCCACAAGGACAGUUCAGACCUCCAGGACCCCAAGGACAAAUGGGACCUCAGGGUCCUCCAUUACACCAAGGAGGUGGAGGUCCGCAAGGCUUCAUGGGACCACAAGGACCUCCGGGCCCCCAUGGACCUCAAGGAAUGCCACGGCCUCAGGAUUUACAUGGACAUCAAGGAAUGCAAAGGCAUCCUGGCCCUCAUGGUCCAAUGGGGCCUCCAGGCCCACAGGGUAAUGCUGGUCCGCAAGGGCACUUAGGACCACAGGGCCUACCUGGGUCUCAGACUCAUUUGGGGCCGCAAGGUCCACCUGGCCCGCAAGGUAACUUGGGACCUCAGGGUCAAGGAAUGCAAGGGCCACCUGGUCCCCGAGGGAUGCAAGGACCUCUUCCUCACGGCAUGCAAGGAGCUCCAGGAUCUCAAGGGAUGCAAGGUCCUAUCUCCCAAGGGCCUUUGAUGGGACUUAAUCCAAGAGGGAUGCAGGGUCCACCGGGGCCCCGAGAUAACCAGGGACCUACUCCACAAGGGAUGAUGAUGGGUCAUCCACAAGAGAUGAGAGGUCCUCAUAUGCAAAGUGGUUUACUAGGACAUGGGCCCCAGGAGAUGAGGGGCCUACAGGGACCCCCGCCUCAAGGCGCAAUGUUAGGACCGCCGCAAGAAAUGCGUGGGCCACAAGGCCAGCAGGGACCUCCGCAGGGCUCUAUGGUAGGGCCACAAGGAAACAUGCAAGGACCUCAAGGACAGCCAAACCCUUCGAGGGGGCCACAUCCUUCCCAGGGCCCUCUGCCUUUCCAGCAGCAGAAAACGCCUCUGUUGGGUGAUGGGCCUCGUCCCCCAUUUAAUCAGGAUGGACAGAACCCAGGUCCUCCACCACUGAUACCAGGACUGGGGCAGCAGGGAGGACAAGGUCGUCUCGGCCCUCACAACCAAGGACCUGGCCUUAAUAAAGGUGACUCCCGUGGUCCACCAAACCACCACAUGGGCCCUCUCUCAGAUAGAAGGCACGACCAGAACAGUGGUGGCCCUGAUCAUGGGCCCGAGAGAGGGUUGUUUCGAGGUGGCCAGGAGUGGGGUGAUGGUAGAGACAGCAGGGGCAUGCCAGAUAGACGAGGACCUCACCCAGAUUUCCAUGAUGACUUUGAUCGACCAGAUGACUUCCGUGACGACUUCCAUCCAGACAAGAGAUUUGGCCAUCGAUUACGGGAAUUUGAGGGGAGAGGAGGCCCACCAUUGCAAGAUGAGAAAUGGAGACGAGGUGGACCUGGGCCUCCCUUUCCUCCCGAUCACAGGGAAUUUGAAGGCGGGGGUUCAAAUCGUGGCCCUCCUGGUGCUUGGGAAGGACGGAGACCUUCAGAUGAUAGAUAUCCACGGGAUCCUGAGGACGCACGGUUCCGAGGAAGACGAGAUGAGAGCUUCAGAAGAGGAGGACCCUCGAGACACGAGGGCCGGGGACCCAGGGGGAGAGAUGGCUUUCCUGGUCCUGAAGAUUUUGGGCCAGAUGACACUUUUGACUCCCCAGAUGAAAACUUGAGAGGAAGGGACCAUGGUGCUCGGGGCCGAGGUCGUGGUGCAAUUAGAGGAGGCCGGAAGGGUCUGCUUCCUACCCCCGAUGAGAUUCCACGCUUUGAAGGUGGGCGGAAGCCAGAAUCCUGGGAUGGAAACAGAGAACCAGGUCCUCGUCCAGACCACCCUCCUCACGAUGGACAUUCUCCAGCUAACCGAGAACGUUCUUCUUCGCUCCAGGGCAUGGACAUGGCCUCACUGCCACCACGUAAACGUCCCUGGCAUGAUGGACCAGGGACCUCUGACCCCAGGGAAAUGGAUGCACCAGGUGGACCUCCAGAGGAGAGGGGAAAAGGACGUGGAAAUUCAGGAGCUUCCCAGAGAGCGCCAAAAUCAGCACGGUCUAAUUCUUUAGAUGGAGACCAUCAUGAUGGAUUCCACAGGGAUGAAGCUUUUGGCGGAGGCCCUGCAGGAGGCAGCAACCCUUCCAGAGGAGGAAGGAGCGGAAGCAAUUGGGGAAGAGGAAAUAACAUGAAUUCUGGUCAGUCGCGAAGAGGAGCAUCCAGGGGUGGCGGAAGAGGCCGAUAGAAGAGGCUUUGACUGGGUCCCACCCAGUCCCUGAUGGACGGUAUUUAAAUGGACUGCUACUCUGUACUCAAAGAGAAAGUAACCCUGCAAGAACGCCAGCCUGGAUUCUUAACUGGGAUAACUGAAUGUGCAUUAGUUCCUAACAAGGGUCUUCUCCUAGAUCAGUCAACUGCUACUAGCUGCGAUACUGUAGCUAGCUUUCAGUUUUGUCUUCUCCGCCCCCAUUUUCCUCACCUUCUUUUACCUACUUUGUUUUGUGAAGAGCUGGAAUUUUUUUUAGUGUUGAGACAUGGAGCACCUCCACAGAUUUCAGUUCGAUUCCAAACAGAAACUUGUUUCUAUAUGUACAGUUUGUCAGAAGAGUUAUGUUGUUUUUUGUAUGAAUACAGAAUGUAAUUUGCGCAAAAACUAA